UUGAUGUGUGCAGAGGGUCCCUGGUUCGCGCCCGGGUAUGGGGAAGGUCUAAAGUUAUACUGUUACAUUAGCAUGGGCAGCGCCACUGAGGGCUUCCACCAUAAAAAUUAAGUCAACUGGGUGGGACUUCCAACUUCAUUGGCUGAUCCCUCCUGGUGGACCUCUCAUGUCCAACUGGGUCAUCAGGAGGGAUCAGACAAUCGUGAAGAUAUCAAAUACAAUGGCUGGAAUGGAGGGAAUGGAAUGCCAUUCAAUUUGCUCCAAUUGCAUUUGCUCCAUUCUAGCCAUAUAAAAUCUGUUCUCCCAUCAGCAGCCUCCAUUGAUGUCCACAGUUGUUUUUGUCAUACCCGGAAGAACAAAUCAGUGAUUUUUGUCAUUAUGCAAUUAAAUUAUCCUCUUAAACUUGCCUGCAUAUCAGUGUAUUAUAUAAACACUUGUAAUCUUGCAGACUGGUCUCAUAGACUAGACGUAAGAUAGUAAACUCAAAUCUGGAACAUUCAAAUUAUUAUGGUAUGUUAAAUUUGGUAUGGUUACAUAUGGUUGGUUGAGAACUUUUGUAUUUGAGCUAAUUAGCAACUUUGCAACUACUUACUCCUUUUUAGUUACUUUGGAACUACUUAGCAUGUUAGCUAACCCUUACCCUAAUCCUAACCUUAAAACCUUUCCCCUAACCCUAGCCAUUUGUACUUAAUGCAAUUCGUAACAUGUAACUCGUAACAUAUCAUACGAAAUGGUUGAUGGAUAUCCACAAAUUCAUACAUACUAUACGAAAUGUAACAUAUUAUACUAUAGUUCUCAGAUUUACUUACUGAAUAAUACGAAUUGCUCUGAGACCACGUUGCAACUGUCUGUAAACCAGACAGUUAUACCUUCAAUUGCAUCGGCGAUGUGUGCGGACAAAGUACAGAGGAAACCUCUGCGGCUCAUCGCCGCAGCGCGCAUCAACAUGGGAAUAGGACAAAAUGAACAGUUGCCAUGGCAUUUACCCACAGUCCCGGAGCAUGCCCACUUCCUCUGUCAGGACUUCGACAGUGGUGUCGGCCUGGCCUUGCUGCAACCCCUCUGUGACCUGAUGGAGACUAUCUGGGUGGCCCACAGGUCUUUCAGGUCAUUACCUUUCCCUUGUAAUCAGAACGCCCUGAUGCAUCCCUGGUGUGACCGUGUCUACCUCACUGACAUCAUGGCUGACUUCCACUGUGAUGUCUUCUUCCCGCAGUUUGACCAAAGCAUUUUUAGAAAACAAGAGAGUAGGUUUCCUGGAGUACCAAAUGAGAUUCAAGAGGAGAAUGGAGUUACAUUUACAUUUUAAAGAGGGAGAUCUGUGGAGCUGAAUAAAUACAAACGUUCUGACUAUUCUUUGUCAGACCUUCAGUGCCUUUUUUAACUGGCAUUGUGGAUUGAGAUGUUAAGUUGAUGUCGGUUUCUACCCAUGUAUAUCCCAUUUUAUUUUUAUCAUGUUUAUUCAGAUCUACUCGUGAAACUAACAUAACAUGUAGUGAAGAACUGCAUGAAUGCAAUAAACAAUGUUUACUACACCACAUACAAUAAGAAGGGUAUCCUAUCGGAACCUUGUGUUCUGUUGGCCAGUGCAAUUCUAAUAAAAAAUCAUUAUCCAUUUGUAUAUUACAAAUGCCCCACUCUGCCUCUCAUCUCAUGUGUCUGUGACUGCAUCAGCACAGUUCCAUAACACUCAUGAAUCAAAUUAGUCAACAUGUCCAUCCCAGUCAGCUUUGUUACUGUUAGUCAUGUCAUGUGUUGUCAAAUAUAGACAGAUUUUCAUGUUUGCCCCAGACGAUUGAGCCACUGAUGUCCCAUAUAGUGGCCUUCCUUGUCUGAUGCAUAAUCAAUCCCCUGUUAUCCUCUCCCCUCAUCAGUAAUAUUCUGCAAGGUCCAAACCAAUGGCUCUCUCUGAGUCAGAGCCUACGUCAGAGCAAGAGUGGCCUGUGGUGAG
Messenger RNA from Oncorhynchus mykiss (rainbow trout), 1951 nucleotides. NCBI's taxonomy places the organism in Eukaryota, Metazoa, Chordata, Actinopteri, Salmoniformes, Salmonidae. The record is from RefSeq and is a predicted model, not a curated record.